AUGGCGAAUACUGAAUCUGAUAUUACAAGAGUACUAGGUGGGAUCUAUGUUGGUGGUAUUCAACCAAUUGCGAACCAUGUUCCACUGAAAGUGAAUUAUCAGAUCACUCACAUCCUAUCAGUGAUCAAAUUUGAGAUCAUUCCAGAAUACUUGGUCAGGAAGAGUUAUACUUUGAAGAAUAUUCCUAUUGACGAUAAUUUGAGUACAGAUGUGUUGCAGUAUUUCAAUGAAACGAAUAGAUACAUCGAUUCAUGCCUGUUUCCCGAUGAGAUAGAGCUUGACCGAGUGAAGGUUGAUUUCAAAAAGAAGCCCCAAAAGGGUGCCAUAUAUAUACACUGCCAAGCAGGUGUAUCCAGAUCUGUUACGUUUGCAGUAGCGUAUUUAAUGUACAGAUACGGGUUCAAUUUGAAGACAGCUUUACAUGCAGUGAAGAGGAAACGGAGCGUAGCUGAACCAAAUGAGAACUUUAUGGAGCAACUGAAGCUGUAUGAAGCCAUGGGUUCGAAUAUAGUGGAUGUCGAGAAUAAAGACUAUAAACAAUGGAAAUUACAGAAUUCCAUUAAAACUGAUCCCUUGGGAGCCAAUAUCAUGGCUCAAAAUGAAAUGUAUAAGUCUGAAGAAGUUGAAGCUGAAAAGGUAGCUAAGUUAUCGAAAGAGGAAGUAGAAGAUGUUUCUGCGAUCCGUUGCAAAAAAUGUAGGUUUAGACUUGCAUUUUCCACUUCUUUCAUUAAGCAUGAUCCUCCAAGUAAGGAAUCAAUGGAAGGUCAUUUCAUUAGGAGGGCCGCAGGAUCUAGAAGAAUUAUUGAUAUUCAACAAUCACAAGACCGUUGUUCGCACUAUUUCGUGGAGCCUUUGGAAUGGAUGAAGAAAGAAUUACAAAAGCAAGAGCUUGAAGGUAAAUUUUUCUGUCCGAACUGUGAUAGCAAGAUCGGAGGUUACAAUUGGAAAGGUUCUAGAUGCAGUUGUGGUAAAUGGAUGAUUCCGGCAAUCCAUAUCCAAACAGCUAAAGUCGAACAAAUAGCAUUAACUAGGAAAGACCUACCUAAUUUAGUAUCGUUUGAAGAAUAA
Kluyveromyces lactis is the source of this 1068-nucleotide messenger RNA. It is a transcript of the gene YVH1, whose product is annotated as tyrosine protein phosphatase YVH1. Gene Ontology annotation, cellular component: nucleus. Bases 1 to 1068 code for a protein of 355 amino acids. The record is from RefSeq and is a predicted model, not a curated record. Lineage: Eukaryota; Fungi; Ascomycota; Saccharomycetes; Saccharomycetales; Saccharomycetaceae. Gene Ontology annotation, molecular function: protein tyrosine/serine/threonine phosphatase activity. Gene Ontology annotation, biological process: protein dephosphorylation. The transcript has a single exon.